This is a messenger RNA of Eurytemora carolleeae, 2009 nucleotides long. It is a transcript of the gene okr, whose product is annotated as DNA repair and recombination protein RAD54-like. Gene Ontology annotation, biological process: double-strand break repair via synthesis-dependent strand annealing; reciprocal meiotic recombination. Gene Ontology annotation, cellular component: nucleus. The transcript has 13 exons. Gene Ontology annotation, molecular function: ATP-dependent chromatin remodeler activity; ATP binding; DNA translocase activity. Bases 60 to 2009 code for a protein of 649 amino acids. The record is from RefSeq and is a predicted model, not a curated record. Lineage: Eukaryota; Metazoa; Arthropoda; Copepoda; Calanoida; Temoridae.
UAAGACCUAUCUAUUUCAUUUUCAAUUAAAACGUUUAUCUUAUUUUUUUUAAAGAUAAAAUGCGACGAUGUCAGGCUCCAUCACAGGUUGCAAAACGAAUAUCUGGAGGAGAAGACGAUUUGUCAGCGGAGAAGACGAGAGUUCGUCCGAAAAAGAAACUGAAACCGAACCCGGACAGUGAUGACGAGAGCCCGGAGAGGAAACCCUUGGGACUUCUCUCCAACUUGACACGAGCCCCUAUCAUAGGUUUAUGUUCUCCGGGUUCUACUGUAUCUAUGUCUCCUCAUGAGGCCUUGAUCAGGAGGUUGCUCAACAAACCCUUCAAGAUUCCAAUUAAAGGUUAUGUUGGCGGUAGCUAUGGACGAAGCCUGGGUGUGCGACGAACUGGAGGCCGGCAACCUCUUCAUGAUCCAGACGCUGAGGGAGCUCUUGUUCUCCAUGAACCUGUCCUACUCUCAGAACACGAGAAAUUAAAGGUGGAUGUAAACAGUCUCGAGGUUGCUGUGGUUGUUGACCCAAUCCUCUGUAACGUCCUCCGGCCUCAUCAGAGGGAGGGUGUCAAGUUUAUGUAUGACUGUGUCGUGGGUUCUAGGAUUUCAGAGUACCACGGCUGUAUCAUGGCUGAUGAGAUGGGUCUGGGGAAAACACUUCAGUGCAUCACUCUUCUAUGGACUCUGCUUAAACAAUCUCCACAGUGUAAACCUCUCAUUGACAAGGUUAUAGUUGUUUGCCCGAGUAGUUUGGUGAAGAACUGGUUUAACGAGAUACAAAAAUGGUUACCAAACAGAAUAUCCCCCCUAGCGAUAGACAGUGGAACUAAGGCUGAGAUAGAUAAAAAUCUAACUGGAUUCAUGAACACCUACGGAAGACGACCAGCCAACCCUGUUCUAAUUAUCUCAUACGAAACCUUUCGUCUUCACGCACACGUCCUCCACACUAGCGAGGUCGGUCUCGUCCUUUGCGACGAGGGACACAGGUUGAAGAACCAUGAGAACCAGACGUACAGUGCUCUGAUGGGAUUGAAAUGUAAGCGUCGAGUUCUCCUCUCCGGAACCCCGAUACAGAACGAUCUGCUCGAGUACUUCUCUCUCAUACACUUCGUCAACGAGGGGAUCCUCGGCUCCUCCCAGGAGUUCAGGAAAAGGUUUGAGAACCCGAUCCUUCGAGGGAGGGAUGCCGACGCGACGGAUGAGGAUCAUAAGAAGGGUGUGGAGAAGCUCCAAGAAAUGGCUGAAAUAGUGAACAGAUGCAUCAUUCGGCGAACCCAGGCUUUACUUUCCAAAUACCUGCCUGUCAAGAUAGAACAAAUUCUUGUGUGUAAACUAACCCAGCUUCAAAUGGACAUCUACCAAGCUUUCUGCAACUCCGACACCAUCAGGAGAUCCUUAAAGUCAGAGGACGGAGCCAAGAUGACCUCCAGCAGUCUGGCCGCAAUUACGUCGCUGAAGAAACUUGUAAAUCAUCCCGACCUUGUGUUUCCGGCCUGCAGGGAGAGAAAGGAAGGAUUUGAAACAGCGGCGGAAUUUUUCCCUCCGGGACAUGAUCCGGACCGGGGACGGUUGCGACCGGAACUCUCCGGUAAGCUGUCGAUCCUCGACUGUCUCCUGGCAGUUGUCAAGACGACGACGACAGACAAGGUGGUUUUAGUCUCCAACUACACCCAGACACUGGACAUGUUUGAGAGAUUGUGCGCCUUACGGAACUAUGGUUUUGUCCGCCUGGACGGAUCAAUGUCUAUCAAAAAGCGCGCGAAAAUUGUAGAUCAGUUCAAUGACCCCAGCAGUAGCUAUUUUAUUUUUAUGCUCUCAAGUAAGGCGGGAGGAUGUGGUCUUAAUCUCAUCGGAGCAAACAGAUUGGUUAUGUUUGAUCCUGACUGGAACCCUGCUAAUGAUGAGCAGGCUAUGGCCCGGGUCUGGAGAGAUGGACAGAGGAAAAAGUGCUAUAUUUACAGGAUGCUUGCUUUAGGUAAAAUUAAAUAUUUACUAGAUGAAAACAUUAUUAUCUUAUAA